This is a messenger RNA of Alternaria atra, 1392 nucleotides long. RefSeq lists its product as uncharacterized. The record is from RefSeq and is a predicted model, not a curated record. Lineage: Eukaryota; Fungi; Ascomycota; Dothideomycetes; Pleosporales; Pleosporaceae. Gene Ontology annotation, molecular function: oxidoreductase activity, acting on the aldehyde or oxo group of donors, disulfide as acceptor. The transcript has 4 exons. Gene Ontology annotation, biological process: branched-chain amino acid catabolic process. Bases 1 to 1392 code for a protein of 463 amino acids.
AUGUCGUUCCGCUAUACUUCGCGGAUAUUACGGUCACAAAGGCUUUCGAGCCUACAAACACGCCUCAAUGGGUCGAGAAAUGCUGCAAACACACCAUGGCAGACAUGUCGUGGUGUUGCUUCGACGCCUACGGCUGAGAAAGUGCUUUUCCCUGGAGCUCUGAACAGCGAGUUCACAAACACCAUGGAGUUCAUGCAACCAGCCCAAGCCCAAGCGAUAUCGACGUACCGUGUCAUGAACCAGUAUGGAGAGAUAAUAGACAAAGAGAUUGGUGUAGAGACUUCAGACGAGGAGGCUCUAUCGCUAUACAAGAACAUGGUCAAGCUGAGCAUAAUGGAUCUCUUGAUGUUCGAAGCGCAACGCCAAGGGAGGCUGUCAUUCUACAUGGUCUCUGCAGGCGAAGAAGGCAUAGCCAUCGGCUCCGCGAGCGCCCUCUCCCCCGCCGACGUUAUCUUCUGCCAAUAUCGCGAAUCGGGCGUCUACCUCCAGCGCGGCUUCACCCUCUCCUCGUUCAUGAACCAACUCUUCGCAAACGCAAAAGACAAUGGUCUCGGACGAAACAUGCCCGUCCACUACGGAAGCAAAGAGCUCAACAUCCAUACCAUUAGUUCAACAUUGGCGACGCAGAUACCGCAUGCAGCAGGCGCUGCCUAUGCCCUCAAGAUGCAAAACAUCCAGAACCCAGAAACCGAACCACGAGUAGCAGUAUGUUACUUUGGUGAAGGUGCAGCCAGCGAAGGAGACUUCCACGCCGCCCUCAACAUCGCAGCUACCCGCCAAGUACCCUGUAUCUUCAUCUGCCGCAACAACGGCUACGCCAUCUCCACACCCACAUCCGACCAAUACCGCGGUGAUGGAAUCGCCUCUCGCGGCGCAGGCUACGGCAUCGCAACCCUCCGCGUGGACGGCAACGACAUCUUCGCCGUCCGCCGCGCAACAGCCGAAGCACGCCGUCUUGCUCUCCACGACGGCGGUCGACCCGUUCUUAUAGAAAUGAUGGCUUACCGCGUCGGCCACCACAGCACAUCAGACGACUCCUUCGCCUACCGUCAACGCGUCGAGGUCGAGGACUGGAAACGCCGUGACAACCCCAUCACGCGUCUGAGGAAGUGGCUUGAAGGAAAGGAGCUAUGGGAUGAUAGCAAGGAAAAGGAACUUAGGGGUUCGGUCAGGAAAGAAGUACUCAGGGCGUUUGAAGAAGCCGAAAAAGAGAAGAAACCUAGUAUUAAAAAUGCGUUUGAGGGUGUGUGGGAGGAGUUGACGGAAGAGCAGAGGGCGCAUAUUGAAGAGCUGAAGGAUAUCUUGGUUAGAUAUCCCAAGGAGUACGACCUUGGUUCGUUUGAAGGUGGGUUGAAGGGCUUGGAUGAUUUGCUCGAGACGAAGAAAAAAUAG